GUCUCUUCUACUCCGCCAAGACACGCACUGCACCGAUGACUUCUCUCUUUGACUUGUCCGGCAAGGUGGCCCUCGUCACCGGCUCGACGCAAGGCCUCGGACUCGCCAUCGCCACCGGUCUCGCCGAGCACGGCGCCAAACUCGUCGUGAACGGGCGGGAGGCCAAAAAGUGCGACGAGGUGGUCGCCCAGCUGCGCGCGGAGAAGCACAUUGAUGCCGUGGCGGUGGCCUUUGAUGUCAGCAACGCCGAAGAGGUGCGCCGCGGAAUCGCCCGCAUUGAGGAGGAGGUGGGCCCCAUCGACAUCCUCGUCAACAACGCCGGGAUGCAGCGCCGGCAUCCUUUUCUAGAGUUCCCAGAGGCUGACUGGGACACGUUGGUGUCGGUCAACGAGAAUUCGGUCUUUCUUGUGUCACAGGCGGUGGGCCAGCACAUGAAGGAGCGCCAGCGAGGCAAGAUCAUCAACGUCUGUUCUAUGCAGAGUGAACUCGGUCGCGACAACAUUACGCCGUACGCUGCCACGAAAGGUGCGGUGAAGAUGCUCACAAAAGGCAUGUGCGUGGAACUGGCCCGCUACAACAUCCAGGUGAACGGCAUCGGCCCCGGCUGGUUUGAUACGGCUAUUCUGGCCGAGUUCCUGAAGAAUGAGGGCUGUCGCACGUGGCUGUCUCAGCGUACCCCCGCUGGUCGCUGUGGCCAGCCGCAUGACCUGGCCGGUGCGGCGGUGUUCCUCGCCUCUGCCGCGUCAGACUUCGGCAACGGGCACAUGCUCUACGUGCACGGCGGGUUUCUGGCGAAGAUGUAG
Leptomonas pyrrhocoris is the source of this 803-nucleotide messenger RNA. Its product is annotated as putative mitochondrial NAD or NADP dependent oxidoreductase. The transcript has a single exon. The record is from RefSeq and is a predicted model, not a curated record. Bases 36 to 803 code for a protein of 255 amino acids. Lineage: Eukaryota; Euglenozoa; Kinetoplastea; Trypanosomatida; Trypanosomatidae. Gene Ontology annotation, molecular function: oxidoreductase activity.